AUGUCCUCCUCUGACGAAAAUCCACCAAGUAUUGAAAGUGUCCUUGAACAACUCCCUCUCAAUCUCCUCAAGGAAUACAUUCAAGGUAACGACAUCAAGGCUAAGAAGACUGCCAAGAAGACUGAUGCUGUGGAAGCCAUCCUCGAACACGCUCAAAAGAAGGGUGAAUCUGCCUUCAUCAAGGAAUUGGAGAAGGAUGCUUUGAAGCUCGCUUUGGAAGAAUUGUCUGGUGAUGAAAAGGUGAACACCGAGUCCAAGUCCAAAAUGACCAAAUCCUUCAAGACCUUGUUCCAAAAGGCCAAGAACAAGGAAGAAUUCUUCAACUCGUGCUCUAUUGAAUUGUUGACCAAGUUCUUGGCUGCGUUGGGCAUGGAAGAGGAUUCAUCCAAGGAGGAAAAGGCUGAAGCUGUUCAAGAAGAAAUCUUGAUCACUGGUUUGAAGAUUGGUUUCAACACCAUGAGCAAGGAAUACAUCAAUGACGUUUGUGAAGCAUUGAAGGUUGCCAAGUCUGGUAGCAAGAAGGCCUGCAUCAGUCGUAUCAUUGGUCAAGCCUAUCCACACUACUUGGAAACCACUGAAAAGGAAACCAAGGAAAGAGAGAAGAAUGAUAUUUCUCAAAUCAAGAAGGGAAUCACCUUUGAAGAAUUGUACCAAUACUAUGCUGAAGAACUCCAAGACUAUUGCAAGCAAAACGGUUUGAAGAAGACUGGAAGCAAGAAGAUUGUUUGCAAGAGAAUUCUCAAGUUCUUGGAAGGUGAUUUGGAGUCCACUCGUCCACUCAAGCCAGGAGAACGUCUCAAGAAGAAGAGAGGUGGUAAGAAGGGACAAAAGCGAAAGGGUGAGACAGAAGAAGGUAAGGAAGAAGAAAAGAAGGAAGAGGAAGGAGAGAGCAAGAAGAAGAAGACCAAGAAGUAA
Messenger RNA from Naegleria lovaniensis, 915 nucleotides. RefSeq lists its product as uncharacterized. Bases 1 to 915 code for a protein of 304 amino acids. The transcript has a single exon. NCBI's taxonomy places the organism in Eukaryota, Heterolobosea, Eutetramitea, Acrasida, Naegleriidae. The record is from RefSeq and is a predicted model, not a curated record.